AUGGAUACCUCUAAGGAAGAUGUGAUGAUUUGUAUGCCAGCUAAAGAUGGGAAGUUCUCAGUCAAGAGUGCCUAUAAGAUGCUAACCAUAGAUGAUAGAAACAUUCAAGUCAAUGGAAGAAUCAUACAAACUUCUACCUGGAAAGCUUUAUGGCACUACAGGAUUGCACACAAGAUUAAUUGUGGAAUAUGUGGCAGUAAUCUGGAAACCAUAAAGCAUAUUCUGUUUGAGUGUAAUUACUCAAAGAGAGUCUGGAGAGGACUCAAUAUUGAUAUUAAAGAUGAAAGACAUGGUCACAACAGUGUCUCAGAAUGGACAGAGAGUUGGUUUUCUGGCAAUCUCAGAGCUACAAAUGAUAAAUGGUUGUUCACGUUAAUGAUUGGAUCAUGGGUUAUCUGGAAAGACAUAUGCGAUGUUGUCUUUCAAGGAGUAUCUCUUAAUCCCUCUAACUUUGUGCACAAGAUUAAUUUCUACUUGAAUGCUCAUCUGCAUAAUAAUGACAUGCAUACCCAUAGUCCUGCAUCCAUAAUAUUUUCUCGUUGGAAACCCCCCAUGCAAGAUUUCAAUAUUGAUGCUUCUUUUGACCAUGACACUAACCAACUUGGCACGAGUAUCGUGCUUCGAAAUUUUGCAGGUACCUGUCAAGGAAUCAAAGGGCAUUACGCAGAUGGAAUUCUAAGUCCUGAAGCUGGGGAAUGCAUCGCGAUUCGUGGAGCUUUCCUCUGGGCCAAAGAAUUGUAUCUAAAAAAGAUUCACAUUGAAGCAGAUGUUAAAUUAGUGAUUCAAUCUAUAUUGGAGAACACCCUCUUGAUCCAAUAG
Molecule: messenger RNA, 819 nt
Organism: Papaver somniferum (opium poppy)
Lineage: Eukaryota; Viridiplantae; Streptophyta; Magnoliopsida; Ranunculales; Papaveraceae
Exons: 2
Coding region: 1-819 (272 amino acids)
Molecular function (GO): RNA-DNA hybrid ribonuclease activity; nucleic acid binding
Source: RefSeq, a predicted model, not a curated record